Messenger RNA from Aspergillus puulaauensis, 1137 nucleotides. Its product is annotated as Gfo/Idh/MocA family protein. The record is from RefSeq and is a predicted model, not a curated record. Lineage: Eukaryota; Fungi; Ascomycota; Eurotiomycetes; Eurotiales; Aspergillaceae. The coding region runs from base 1 to 1137 and encodes 378 amino acids. Gene Ontology annotation, molecular function: nucleotide binding. The transcript has a single exon.
AUGAUGCACUCGACCGACAACAGCAAGACCCGCGUUGCCCUUGUAGGAGGGGGGACUAUUGCCCCCCUGCAUGCGGAGUAUCUACUAUCCUCGUCCAGCUGCCUGCUAACAGCUCUCAUUGACCCCUUUCCCCCGGGCCAAAAGCUGGCAGCGCAGCUAUCAGUUCCCUACUUUGAUUCCCUGCAAUCCCUUCUCUCGUCAGAGACCCAAAACCCUGAAGCAUACAUCAUCUGCGUGCCCUCCAGCCUACACAUACAAGUGGCCACAGACGUGAUUACGAACGGAAACCCCAAGGCCGUACUGAUCGAAAAGCCCUUCUGCACAGACUCAAGAACAGGCUGUCAUCUCCUCGAGCUAGCAAGAGCAAAGGCCUGCCAGGUUCUGGUUGGCCACCACCGCCGCUUCCACCCUUCCCUGGAAGCAGCGCGCGACGCCAUCGACGACGGCAAACUCGGUCAAAUCACCGCAAUCACAGGAACGUGGACGGCAAGGAAACCAGACGGGUACUAUUCCUUUGCCGACUGGCGGUCCUCACGCUCCGCCGGUGGAGGCCCGGUAUGGACGAACUUCGUGCAUGAUAUCGAUGUUCUUCACUAUAUAACGGGCUCGAGGGUCAACCGAGUGUGGGCCACUUCAACAGUCCAACGUCGAGAGAAUCGGAAUGUGCCGCCGGAAGACCUUGUCGAGGAGGGCGCAGCGAUAAUGGUCCAGUUCGCGAAUGGAGUGGUUGGGACAUUCGUCGUCAGCGAUAAUGUGGCCAGUCCGUUUGGGUGGGAGGCUGCCACAGGCGAUAACCCGUUGUAUCCCCCGGCUCCUGUGGCUGUUGAUUCCUAUCGCAUCUUCGGAACGCGAGGGACACUGACCCAGCCAGACGGCGUCCUUUGGACUUAUGACCCUGCGGACGCCAGGAGGUUGGGACUAGAGGUGGGAUGGAAUGUGCCAAUCCGACGAGAGGUAUUGAAGGCCGGGAAUGGAAUCCCAUUCCAGCUACAGGCGGAACAUCUAGCGAGAGUGGUCAAGAAUGGCGAACGGCCGAGGUGUGCUGGGGAGGAUGGUCUGGCAGCUGUGAGGGUGUGUGAGGCUGUGGUUGCUGCCCUAGUUGCAGGCGAUGGCCUUCCUGUUGAUAUUCAAGGUUGA